UGAAAUUUUGCUUGCUGUGGUCUCUGUAAGCACGGAAAGUGUAGAAACGGAUGGUUCGUCUAUGGAUUAUAAAUUGCCUUGUAAUUGGCUGUGGCAAUAAAUCCUGUACUUUGAUUGGCUCAAUAGUUACGAAUGGAACGGUGCAAAUCACGUGCACAGACCACGUCCGGCAAAAAACCAGAUAUAUUUUUUUUCCCGUCACGACCAGCGCAAAGUUCUUUAAGUCUUCACUCUCGUAACUAGCAUGUCACAACGAUCCAAACGGUCUGUCAGUGAUCUUGACAACCAUGACAUUCCAAUGCCCGACGCAUCACCUGUCAAGAAGACUCGAGGUGAUCGCCUCCAACGCAUGGGAACUGAUGGAGGAAAGUCUCGCUUAGAAGUUCCAAAGAAGCGAACCAAGACCGGCCAGGUUUACGUGUUUGGCAAUGGUGAUGUUGGUCAGCUUGGUCUAGGUGACGAAAUGCUUGAGCGCAAACGUCCCAUGCCACUCAAGUCUUUGGAAGAUGAAGAGAUUGUCGACAUUGUCGCUGGUGGUAUUCAUACCAUCGCCAUUACAAAAGCUGGAAAGCUUUGGAGCUGGGGAUGCAAUGAUCAAGGUGCUCUUGGUCGUGAAGGAGAAGAAAUGGAACCCGCUCUGAUCGAAGGGCUGGAUGACGUCAAUAUUGUUAAACUCGCCUGUGGUGACUCCAUCAGCAUUGCCCUUUCAGCGGAAGGAAAAGUUUACAGCUGGGGCUCUUUUAGAGCGGACGACGGAAUUUUGGGUUUUUCAAAGGAUCAGAAAGUCCAAUCCAAACCAGUUUUGUUCUCGGCUCUGGAAAAGUUUAAGGUGGUCGAUAUUGCUGCUGGCGCAGAUCACGCCAUGGCUUUGACCGAUGAAGGUCAUGUUUACAGCUGGGGUGAUGGUAAACAAUUCCAGUUGGGCCGCCGAAUCAUGGAACGACGCAAAACAAACGGUUUAGUGCCGGAACGACUUGCGCUUCGCAAUAUUGUUCACAUUGCAUCUGGAUCGUAUCACUCGUUUGCUUUGAACGAUAAGAACGAACUCUACGUAUGGGGUUGUAACAACUUCAAGCAAACCGGUUUGUCUGAAGAAUACGGCGGUCGUGUUCCCGAUGUCAUUGAAACCCCUACUCAGCUUGAGACCUUUACCAACGAUCUCAUUGUCAAGCGUGUUGAUGCCGGCGAGCACCACUCUGUGGUUCUUUUGGCUAACGGAAAUGUCUAUACCUUUGGCCGUGCCGAUUCAUCACAGCUCGGGCUUCCUGACUCGCUUUUGGACUCUUUAGAAAAACAGGAAGACGACAUGUACCAUGUAGAACGUGAGUCAACUCACAAGCGCGCCAUUGGCUUGCCUACAGCUGUUCCAAACCUAUCCAAUGUACAUCAUAUUGCUGCUGGUAGUAAUCAUACCAUUGCAGUGACCAAAGACGGAAAAGCAUACGCAUGGGGUUUCGGCGAAUCGUACCAGCUUGGUAGCGGAUCAGACGAGGAUGAAAAGGUUCCUCAUUUGAUCGAAGGCCAAAAGAUCGAAGGCAAAGAGAUUCUCGUUGCCGCUGCUGGUGGUCAACACUCUGUCAUUCUCGCCGAAUAGUUCUAUUUUUCCUGUGUUUUUGUAUACUUUGCCCCGUUACUUACCACAUCCCACAUUUUCUCCCACAACAAUCAAUAAAUACCUGAUAGAAUGUUUCUAAAAUGCAUGUGCGCCGAAGUCAUGUCCUGCCAGGUUGAUGUCAUCCACAUUAACAUCGUAAAAAACGUUUAUUCAGAGGUAUUAUUUACAAGUUCGUUGCCGU
Messenger RNA from Umbelopsis ramanniana AG, 1796 nucleotides. RefSeq lists its product as uncharacterized. Gene Ontology annotation, cellular component: cytoplasm. The transcript has 5 exons. The coding region runs from base 245 to 1594 and encodes 449 amino acids. Gene Ontology annotation, molecular function: guanyl-nucleotide exchange factor activity. NCBI's taxonomy places the organism in Eukaryota, Fungi, Mucoromycota, Umbelopsidomycetes, Umbelopsidales, Umbelopsidaceae. The record is from RefSeq and is a predicted model, not a curated record.